This is a messenger RNA of Ornithodoros turicata, 870 nucleotides long. RefSeq lists its product as uncharacterized. Gene Ontology annotation, molecular function: nucleic acid binding. NCBI's taxonomy places the organism in Eukaryota, Metazoa, Arthropoda, Arachnida, Ixodida, Argasidae. Gene Ontology annotation, biological process: DNA integration. The transcript has a single exon. The coding region runs from base 1 to 870 and encodes 289 amino acids. The record is from RefSeq and is a predicted model, not a curated record.
AUGCCGUGGGAGAAGCUUGCAAUAGACAUCACAGGGCCAUUCGAGAAGGCAUCACCAGAUUGCAGAUUUGCGGUAACACUCGUGGACUAUUACAGUAAGUGGCCAGAAGUAUUCUUCUCCGCUUCUGUCACGUCAGCCACUGUUAUCACCUUUCUACAGCAAGUAUUCAGCAGAGAGAGAUAUCCACAAGAAAUAGUCUCUGAUAACGGGUCACAGUUCAAGUCAAGUGAAUUUGAGAACUUUCUGAAAGAGCGAGGAAUUAAACAUCUCUGCUCCUCUUUGUACUACCCGCAAGGGAACGGAUUAGUGGAACGGUUCAACCGCACGUUCAAACAGUAUGUCCAACUGGCAUCUUUGGAGCGGAGACCCCUGCGCACGGCUGUUACAGAGUACCUCGGCGUGUUCAGAACUAUUCCCCAUAGCACCACUGGUCAGUCUCCAGCGAAGCUACUACAUGGAAGACAGCCACGUACGAGGCUAGACAUUGUUGGAAUUCGGACUCGUCAAGAUCCAACAGAAACAUUACAAGCGUUAAGAGAACACGUGGAGCAGAAACAACAGUAUAUGAAGAGGAUCACAGACGAAAGACGUCGAGCAAAAACCACUACUUUUCGUCCUGGUGACCUCGUACGCAUUCGAAUUAAGCCACGUUUCAAAGCAGAACCAACGUACUCGAAGCCGGUCAAGAUACUGAAACAGUGCGGGAAGCACUCAUAUCUUCUCCAAGGCAACAAGGUGUGGAACGCCUCGAAGUUAAUCCUCGCCAGACAAGUUGACAGCUCUGAUAAGCACAUCCGAAAUGCAAACAAACCAACGGUAGGAGUGGACCCACACAUGAGCUCCCUGUGGCAACAUCUGGACCCGUCUUAG